Messenger RNA from Dentiscutata erythropus, 153 nucleotides. The record is from the annotation of a GenBank genome assembly. NCBI's taxonomy places the organism in Eukaryota, Fungi, Glomeromycota, Glomeromycetes, Diversisporales, Gigasporaceae.
UUUGCUCUUCACAACCAUUCACACAAUCUAUCUACUAUUAUGGAUUCUGACUCAUCUAUUAUUACUGAUCCUGAAUCAUCUUUAGUUAUAGAUGAUUAUAAUGAAAUAUAUGAUGUGUUGCCCUCUCCAGAGUUAGAGACCAACUUUGACUAA